Molecule: messenger RNA, 1589 nt
Organism: Dreissena polymorpha
Lineage: Eukaryota; Metazoa; Mollusca; Bivalvia; Myida; Dreissenidae
Exons: 3
Coding region: 379-954 (191 amino acids)
Biological process (GO): positive regulation of MAPK cascade
Cellular component (GO): terminal bouton
Molecular function (GO): protein binding; transmembrane receptor protein tyrosine kinase activator activity
Source: RefSeq, a predicted model, not a curated record
UCCAUUAUCCGCCGACAAUGUGGAAUUACUGACUCGCAAAAGAACUGUUAAAAUGAAUUAAGAUCGGCAACCAAUAAACUCAUAAAGUGAAUCGGCGUAUCUGCUAAAAGUGGGUGGGUGGAGUGUUGGGAGCUGAAUGUCACCAAAGCCAGUUGGUUUCUCAAUACCUCUCCUAGCACACAAAAGUUAACUUCGCAACGUUAAGGGGAUACUAAUAAUUCGGUUUAUUUAUGUCGACAUUAGCGCAGCACCUUUUUGGAACCGAAUCAUUUCUUGUCAUUAGUGAAACAUGCAGAGCUGAUUUAAGCCUAAAUUGGACUUUGUUAAGUUGGAUUAACACGACGCUACUUCUUCUAAUCUGCAAUAUAAUCGUCGGAGAUGAAUAUAGAAACGUUAAUUAUUUCAAUAACUGCAUUACUUUGUUUACAAAUAACACACGUAUGGACAGCCCGAGAAAAGUCAAAAGGCUGUAAAUCUGGAAAAUGUAAAUUUAAACUUAACGACAGACUACGAAUAUUACGAGAUCUUUCACAAACGUUUUAUCCUGGUACAAAACUUGUUGAUAUUAAGCUCAAAUCACUACAUAACCGAAAUUUGGAUGGACAAUUUGGGACUUUGCACAAAGAUGACACUAUGGGGUACGAGGUUCCUAAAUUCGUGUGCGGUCCAUCUGACGACAACACGGAAUUACUGGCUUGCCCCACACCUGACAGUUUGGGCCGAAUCCACUGUAUUGACUUUUACUCGCUCUGUGACCACAAAAUACAUUGCCCAAACGGUGAGGACGAGGAUUCUACGAUGUGUUUGUUUCACACAGCGACCCACCAGUACAUGGACAAAAUGAUGACCAUGAUAUCCCGAAUGAACCGCGAGACACAGGAAACGUUGCAAACAGUGCUAGCCAAGGUCCAACCACGAGAGCCUAGCUAUCUCAACUACAACAUUCAGAAGUGAUGCUCGCCGACGAGAAAUACGGACAAGGUGCAAUUAUGUUUGAGUUCACGCGAGAAUUCAAGUGAUACUUACUCUUUAUGCUCUUUCUGUUAACCCUGUUAUUUAAGUUUCAUAUUGAUUACUUGUAACUCAGCUUACAGCAGUGUGUUUAAUGUAUUCAUUUGUUGGAUUUUGCGUUUGAUGUUUUAACUGUUAUCAACUGUUAACAUAUGUUACACUCUAAUGACUCCAGCGAGUAAAGGUACUGUUAAGUAACACAACCAGUUUGAAAUGACAAUUUAGUAAAGCAUAAACGUGCACUAUUAUUUGUUCAAUGCCUCUCAUUGUUGUUAUCGUGUUCCGUUAAUAAAACAUCAUAGUUUAAAACCAGUAUAACCAUAACAUUGUUUUGGAAGGCUUGACGGAAUUAAAACAUCAACGUGUGUGUACUCUGAAACAAAUUUAUGUAUACCCUCAAAAUAUUUAUUUGAGCUUAUUCAUUUUUAUAUGAAAACUGGAAAGCAUGUGCAGUGUUAACAAAAUUGUUUUGAGCAUUUUUCGUGAAAACGUUUUGACAAUCGUUUGAUAUAUCUACACAUGUAUAAAAAACGUAAAACUUCUAACACAAGUUAAGUGAAUUGAUCAUUUAAUAUAUU